Messenger RNA from Rotaria sordida, 945 nucleotides. NCBI's taxonomy places the organism in Eukaryota, Metazoa, Rotifera, Eurotatoria, Philodinida, Philodinidae. The record is from the annotation of a GenBank genome assembly.
AUGUCAUCAUCAUCAUCUACAAUACCGAAAUUUGAACGUAUACGUAAGCGACAAUUGUCGCCAGAUCAAGCACAUAUUCAAAUUCAAACGAAAAAAUCAUCAAUGUUUUCUAAAACAUUAUUGACACAUGAUGAUUAUGAAAAUAUAUAUAAGAAUAUGACAAUAUUAUUUGUCGGUGAAAAUUCAAUUAGAAUCUUGUACCGUGACUUAAUUAAAGUUAUAACAACUGGUAGAUUAUUAGAUUAUACAGAAGCAUCUUGUUGUAAUGGACAUUACAAAAUUGUUGAAGGUGAAACAAUUAUUAAAGCAGAAGGUUCAAUUGGUACUGUUGGUUAUAAAAAUAUUCGUAAAUUUAAAUCAAUUAAUAAUUCAAUUAAUAUCAUCUUCAUUUAUCUUCCUACUAUUAUGGAUUAUGAUUUAACAGUUGAUAAUUUACGCUAUUUACAAGACGAAAAACUUGAAAACAAAAUUGAUUUUAUUAUUUUUGGAUCAUAUGCUCAGGAUAUGACUAAAGAAAAAAUCAUUCAAUCUAAUUUGACAUACAAAGAGUAUGUUGAUAAAUAUCUCGUUUCAUUAGAUAGUGUUGCACGUUAUCUUAAAACUUUUUCUAAACAACAACAACAUCAAAAACGAGAACAACUCUUUUGGAUUUCUCCAUAUCCGUUUAAACCGGAUAUGUCACAUGAAGAAACAUGUGAAUUUGAACGAAUUAAUAAAGAAAUUGAUAAUAUUAUGAAAUUAAAUAUGUAUCAAAAAUAUGAUCGAUUUGAUUUAUUUGUUCGACGUCCAGAUCUUGUUAUUACAAGAAUAUCACAUUUUAGUUUACAUGGUGUUCGUGAAAUUAGUGAUUCAAUUGCAAGAACAAUAGGCCAACAAAUGAAUCGUUCUUUUACUCCUGCUAUACCUUUUCCAUCAACACCAUUAACAAAAAAAGAACAACAAUAA